CUUCUUCCAUCCGCCAUCAUCCUUGAAUUGAAUGAAACUUCAUUCUCUUCAUUCAAUUUAUUAUCGCACGUAAUUUCGUGGGAAUAUUACGAGAGCAAUAUGUACAGUGACGAUUGUUUUUUAAUAAAUUUUGCUAAAGUGUUUGGGGAAAGCGUGUGUCGGUAGACAUAGCCCAAGUACGUAACGGUUCACGCAAGAUGCUGUUUGCUGAUAAUUCCCAUGUGAUCUAGUAAAACGUCAUGACCACAAUGAAGAAUCCAAAUUCAACGUCUUCCAAGCUUGCUCUCCUCAGCCACAUCAAGUACGAACACCUGGUAGCUGGUAUAUCGGGUGGUGUUACCUCUACGCUUAUUCUGCAUCCUCUUGACCUCAUAAAAAUUCGAUUUGCAGUAAAUGAUGGCAGAACCGCGACAGUGCCGAGAUACGACGGGUUAGGCAGUGCCUUUGUGACCAUCGUGAAGAAGGAGGGCGUCAAGGGGCUCUACAGAGGGGUCACGCCCAACGUCUGGGGCUCCGGCUCUGCGUGGGGCUUCUAUUUCCUAUUUUACAACGCAAUAAAGACAUGGAUUCAAGGCGGCAACGCACGCACGCCCCUAGGCCCCGGUCUGCACAUGUUGGCCGCGGCAGAAGCCGGGGUGUUGUCGCUGGUGAUGACCAACCCUAUAUGGGUGGUGAAGACCCGGCUUUGCUUGCAGUACAGCGAGGAACACGUGGCGGAUAGCAAGAGGUACAGGGGGAUGGUCGACGGCCUCAGGAAGAUAUAUAGGACCGAAGGCAUCAGAGGACUUUAUAGGGGUUUCGUCCCAGGAAUGUUCGGGGUGUCGCACGGCGCGCUGCAGUUCAUGACAUACGAGGAGAUGAAGAACCGUUACAACCAGUAUCGCAAUCUGCCGAUAGAUAUUAAACUGACAUCAGUGGAAUAUCUAACGUUCGCCGCUAUAUCGAAGCUAAUCGCAGCCGGCGCCACCUAUCCCUACCAGGUAGUAAGGGCCCGUCUCCAAGACCAGCAUCGCAACUACGAGGGCACUUGGCACUGCAUCACGGAAACAUGGAGGCACGAAGGCUGGCGUGGAUUUUACAAGGGUUUGAAGCCGAAUCUAGUGAGGGUUGUUCCUGCCACGAUGGUCACUUUCCUCACCUACGAGAAUGUGUCCCAUUAUUUAUUGCAACCAAAACAGGAAAUCAAGUUGCCUUCCUAAUGAGAAAUGAGAGGUGAAUUUAGUGUGAGAACGCGGAUAUAUUGUAUUUCCCCCGCUUUUGGAAACGGUAGGACGUUUUGUUUUAAUUCCUAUCGUUAAAGACCUAUAUCGACGAUGAAGAAAUUAGGUUUAGGUGACUAAAUUAUUUUAUCGAUAUUUUUCAUUUUAUGUUUUAGUGAAAGAAUGGACGUAAAGCCUUUGCAGGCGAGAGAUUUUUGUCUACCACAUCGAAAGCGCACACUAUAGUUAUAUAGGCUAUCUAUUUACAGGAUUGUAAUGUCUGCGUACAAAAGUUUUUCUUGUGUCGGACAGAAAGCAUUUAUGCACUGGCUUAGCCAGUUCGCUCGGCAUUUCUCGCCUCUCAUUCGUGAAUGUGUCGACCAAUCAACAAAGCUCCUUUUAGCGGACGUACGUGAUUGGUCUAUUUCUGCACGUUUUCGUACAAUACCGCGCUGUGGAAAUGCAUCAAGAUAAUUCAUCUAAUGUAUUAAUACGAGAUGUUAAAUUUCGUGCACGCGACCAUAAAAAAGAAAAUAAAAUAAUUUAUUUAAUAAUUUUAGGCGCUCGCUUUUGUUACGCCUCAGGGGGCAUUUAUAAAAAACAUGUUUGUGUGAACUUAUUUGCAGAUCAAUCCACAUUUAAUAGCGAUUACCUUUAGUUAUUUAAUAAGAUAUGUUUAGGUAGAUAUUGAUAAAAUUAUCGCUUGACCAAUGAGAUUUUUCGGAAAUUUUAUUUUCACAAAAUUCCAUUGUACUUAGCGUUAAGUAUAUAUACGAAAUAUAUAUACGCAUUCGUAAUUGUAAUUGCAAUUUGUAGAAAUUCCUUUUCCCCAAUAUACUAUCAUUACAUCACUUUAUAAUCACAAGUCAAUUUUUAGUUUAAAGUAUCAUUGACUUAAAAGAAAUAAAAAAUAAAUAAGAAAAUUAAAAAGUUUUAUUAGAGCCUUAUCACACCGUCACCUCUCAUUAUUAUAUUUUUUUUUAUUUCUUAAUUUUUCUUCUUUUUAAUAAUUAUGUGACGGUUUAAUUUUAUUUUAAAUCGUUUCUUUUAACGGAGCACUUGAUUGUAGUACUAAGUAUUGUUUUGAAUUAGUUUUAAUUGUUUUAUUUUGAAGACAAACGUGGCUGUGUCCAAAUACAGUUCCUUUAGGUGUUUUUAUUUAUAAGUAGUAACUAUAUAAUGAAUUUAAUAACCGAUUAAACUAUUAAUAUAUAUUGACCACUUAAAAAAGGAACUUUUCUUGACAUUCUUUUUAGAGUCGUAGCUGAAAAUCAAAUGUUAGUAUCAUUUAUCCAUUUACAUUAAAAAUAGGAACGUGGCCUAUCAGUCUUUUCAAGACUGUCGGCUCUGUCUGCCCCGCAAGGGAUAUAGACGUCACGUAUGAAUGUACAUUAAAAACGUACGAAGUUGUAAAGGAAGGUUUCUUGUGUAGUACCUAUACCUACCUUUUUAUACCUACAAGAAAAAAUGAGAUAUAUGGAAUGCUGUCGAGAUGAUGAAGGACUUGUAUGGAAGAGAUUAUGUACCAAUUUCACAGAGUGGGGAUGAAGUGAGAAAGAUUAUGAAUAAGAUUGGCAGGGUAAAAAGUCAACAGACUUACUUUUGAUAUUUGAACUCUUCUGCCACUUUCUUAUUAUUGCACUUGUAAUAUUUGAAUGUUAAUUAAAUAGGAAAAAAAUUAUGGUUUCGUGAAGGUGACGAAAUUAUGAGUAUCUAUUUACAUAUUUAUAUAUACAACAAGAGAAAAAAACAGCAAGAAUUUGAACUAAAGAUAUAUAAAUAAUUUCACUAAUGAGCGCGUGUAUUGUUUUUUUCUAAAUGAGAUUCCUAACACUAGUUUUUUUUGGACAGUCGGCUAUCACGAUUGUAAAAUCCAAACACUGAUGAGAGUUAGAUAGGUAUAUUAGCAAUAUCAUUCAUGAUUUAUUUAUAUUUAUACAUAUUAAAGUGUGCUAUAAAUAAAUAAAAUAGUGAGGAAUAUUAUGAUUUAUGUUUUCGUUUGUUUUUUCCGGAAGCGUUUAAUGUCAAUAAUAUUACAUUUUUUUUUAUAAGUGUACUUUUUUGCGUGUUUGAAAUAUAAUUUCAUCUUUGUUUGUUUUCCUCUUAUGUACAAAUGUUUCUGUUUUUGCGCGAAUAAAUAAUUGUAAAGAU
Molecule: messenger RNA, 3350 nt
Organism: Amyelois transitella
Lineage: Eukaryota; Metazoa; Arthropoda; Insecta; Lepidoptera; Pyralidae
Product: mitochondrial folate transporter/carrier
Exons: 6
Coding region: 240-1199 (319 amino acids)
Biological process (GO): folate import into mitochondrion; nucleotide transport
Cellular component (GO): mitochondrion
Molecular function (GO): folic acid transmembrane transporter activity; FAD transmembrane transporter activity
Source: RefSeq, a predicted model, not a curated record